Messenger RNA from Sesamum indicum (sesame), 1348 nucleotides. RefSeq names its product ubiquinol oxidase 2, mitochondrial. Gene Ontology annotation, molecular function: alternative oxidase activity. Gene Ontology annotation, biological process: alternative respiration. Gene Ontology annotation, cellular component: mitochondrion. NCBI's taxonomy places the organism in Eukaryota, Viridiplantae, Streptophyta, Magnoliopsida, Lamiales, Pedaliaceae. The record is from RefSeq and is a predicted model, not a curated record.
UCAUCACACCAGAGUUAUAAACUUCAAACAAAAUCCUAAGAUUAAGAUCAAAUAUUUCGAGUUUGUUUUUCUUUUUUUUUUUUUCAAAUUCAAAUCAUUUUAUUAUUAAGGUAUCCAAUGAGUCGUCGUGCAGCUGCACUGAUUUCCAAGCUGCUUGUUGGGCAGACGGAAAGCUCCAGGCUGUUCUCGACAACCACGUUUACGAGUAACGUGGGUGCCAAUGGUGCUUUCAAGAUUUUGGGAGCAAGAUUUAUGAAUUAUGGAGCUCCUAGGGCCUAUGUUCUUGAAGCUAGGUAUUGGAGCACGGUUGCCUCCAAUGGUGCAAGAGAGGAAAAAUCGGUGCCAAAAUUGGGCUCCGACAAUGAGAAUGAGGAUGAUCGCGGUGGCAAGGCUGUCGUGAGCAGCUACUGGGGGGUGGAGCCACCUAAGGUAAUCAAGGAAGACGGCUCGCCCUGGCGAUGGAACUGCUUUCGGCCAUGGGAGACAUAUGAAGCAGAUACUUCAAUUGAUGUGAAGAAGCACCAUGAGACAAAGACAUUCAUGGACAAGUUUGCUUAUUGGACUGUCCAGGCUCUCAAGUACCCCACAUACUUGUUCUUUCAGAGACGGCACAUGUGUCACGCCAUGCUGCUAGAGACCGUGGCGGCUGUGCUGCUGCUGCACUGCAAGUCGCUGAGGCGGUUCGAGCACAGUGGUGGCUGGAUCAAAGCCCUCCUAGAAGAGGCAGAGAACGAGAGGAUGCACCUCAUGACAUUCUUAGAGUUGUCGCAGCCGGAAUGGUACGAGAGGGCGCUUGUCUUUGCGGUACAAGGUGUAUUUUUCAAUGCAUAUUUCCUGGCCUAUGUGUUGUCUCCCAAACUAGCACAUCGGAUAGUAGGCUACCUCGAAGAAGAGGCAGUCAAUUCGUACACAGAGUUUUUGAUUGAUUUGGAAAAGGGCCUCGUAGAGAACAGACCCGCCCCUGCCAUCGCCAUCGACUACUGGCGGCUGCCACCCAAUUCGACACUGAAAGAUGUCGUCACGGUCAUCAGGGCCGAUGAGGCGCACCACCGUGACCUUAAUCAUUUUGCAUCGGACAUCCAAUGUCAAGGGCACGAGCUGAAGGAAUAUCCAGCUCCACUUGGAUAUCACUGAAGAAAUUAAUCCACUGGCGCGAACUAUAUAGUGAACUAAAUUUAUUAUAAUGCCAAAUAAUUAAAUACCCUGUAAAGAAAUUAAUUUAAUUAAAUUUUUUUGUUGAUAUUGUGCUACUUAUAUAAAUAAAUAAAAUAAAUCAUUGUACCUUGUAAUGUUUAAUAUUCACUGCAAGAGACUGAUAUGGAAAUUACUGACUUUUUGUAUUCUAAAA